GAGAAGGGAGGGGAGCGUGGGGCUGGGGGCGGGAAGAUGGUUUAACCGUCGACCCCGUGAAACGUCACCUUGUCUCCCUACCAGGAAGCCGACUGAGCCAAGGGGAAGACCGAGGACAGAUAUGAAUGUGUUCCCUCGCCCUCCUGCUGGUUUCUGGCAUUCUCCGAACCCCUGUGCCCCGGCUCUUCCUGACCACGAUGCCCCGCGGAAGCCGGCUCUGAAGGCGAGUCCCGAUGAAGACUGUGUGUCCUGAUGGUGUCCCUGGCCAGCUUGGUUGCUGCCUUCCUGACCGCCGCCAUCCGCCACGCACAGACGUCUCCCAGCGGAAAUGCCUCGCCAGGUUCCAUUCCUCUGAGCAGUGAAGUGAGGCGGCCUCAUGGACAGAAGCCCUGAAGAACUCUCCGGGGAGAAGUGAGUAUGGUUUUUACUCACAGAAUGGACGCCCAAAAGCUGCCUCUGGUCCUUCCCACGGUCCUGGGGCCCCUCCCCAACCACAGCUGCACGGAGCCUGCUGUGCCCCAGCCAAGCCAGGACCUGGGGGCGCUGCAGGAGGAGCCGGGCUGGGGGGCCAAUGGUACCGACACGCAUCUCCGCCUGCAGCCCGGCGAAGUGGCCACUGCCAGCGUUUUUUUCGGGACCCUAUGGCUGUUUUCCAUCUUUGGCAACUCCCUGGUUUGCUUGGUCAUCCACCGGAGCCGGAGGACGCAGUCCACCACCAACUACUUCGUGGUGUCCAUGGCGUGUGCCGAUUUGCUCAUCAGCGUGGCCAGCACGCCCUUUGUCCUGCUACAGUUUGCUACGGGCCGGUGGAGCCUGGGCAGCGCCAUGUGCAAAGUCGUGCGCUACUUCCAGUAUCUCACACCGGGCGUGCAGAUCUACGUGCUCCUGUCCAUCUGCAUCGACCGUUUCUACACCAUCGUCUACCCGCUGAGCUUCAAGGUGUCCCGAGAGAAGGCCAAGAAGAUGAUCGCGGCCUCGUGGAUCUUUGAGGCCGCCUUUGUCACCCCUGUGUUCUUUUUCUACGGCUCCAGCUGGGACCACCAUUGCAACUAUUUCCUCCCUUCCUCCUGGGAAGGCACCGCCUAUACCGUCCUCCACUUUCUGGUGGGUUAUGUGAUCCCGACCGUCCUCAUCAUCUUGUUCUACCAGAAGGUCGUCAAGUAUAUCUGGAGAAUCGGCGCUGAUGGCCGCACUGUGAGGAGGACGAUGAACAUUGUCCCGAGGACAAAGGUGAAAACGAUUAAGAUGUUCCUCAUUCUAAACCUGCUCUUUCUGCUCUCUUGGCUGCCUUUCCACAUCGCCCAGCUCUGGCACCCGCCUGAACGGGACUAUCAGAAAAGUUCCCUGGUUUUCACAGCGAUCACGUGGAUAUCGUUCAGUUCCUCUGCCUCGAAACCGACUCUGUAUUCAAUUUACAAUGCCAAUUUCAGGCGAGGAAUGAAGGAGACCUUUUGCAUGUCAUCUAUGAAAUGCUACCGAAGCAAUGCCUAUACCAUCACGACCAGUUCCAGGAUGGCCAAAAAAAACUAUGUGGGCAUUUCAGAAAUGCCUCCCACGGCCAAAAUUAUAACCAAAGACUCCAUCUAUGAUUCAUUUGACAGAGAAGCCAAGGAAAAAAAACUGGCUUGGCCCAUUAACUCAAAUCCGCCAAAUACUUUUGUCUAAGUUCUUGGAAUUCUUUGAAUCACUGUUAAUGUGCCAGAGAUUAAAAAGCUUUAUG
This is a messenger RNA of Sorex fumeus (smoky shrew), 1720 nucleotides long. It is a transcript of the gene GPR19, whose product is annotated as G protein-coupled receptor 19. Gene Ontology annotation, biological process: G protein-coupled receptor signaling pathway. Gene Ontology annotation, molecular function: G protein-coupled receptor activity. NCBI's taxonomy places the organism in Eukaryota, Metazoa, Chordata, Mammalia, Eulipotyphla, Soricidae. Bases 418 to 1665 code for a protein of 415 amino acids. The transcript has 3 exons. Gene Ontology annotation, cellular component: plasma membrane. The record is from RefSeq and is a predicted model, not a curated record.